Molecule: messenger RNA, 1810 nt
Organism: Cryptomeria japonica (Japanese cedar)
Lineage: Eukaryota; Viridiplantae; Streptophyta; Pinopsida; Cupressales; Cupressaceae
Product: gibberellic acid methyltransferase 2
Exons: 3
Coding region: 180-1433 (417 amino acids)
Biological process (GO): methylation
Molecular function (GO): S-adenosylmethionine-dependent methyltransferase activity
Source: RefSeq, a predicted model, not a curated record
ACUCCUCGCUUCUAAUAUAUUGCGAGUGAGUGAGCCCCCAGUUUGUGUAUAUUGGAAUUGUUCCUUUUGUGUUGUUUCACUCUUGUCUAAAAGUCUGGAUUUUCAUAGAUAGAGAGCUGUUUUAAGAAUUUUUAUCAACGUUUCAGAUUACAUUCUGUGACUAUCAGAAUUUUUAUAAGAUGGUGUACACUGAGUCUUCUGAGUGCAUGCCUAAAACUGUUUCGGAUGUUGAUGUUUCACUUCCUAUUCCUAAUGAAAUGGAUGAUUACCAAUGGUUGACAGCAGAUGUGGAGAGAAUUCUAUGCAUGGAAGGAGGAGAAGGAGAUGUCAGCUAUGCUCGCAACUCAGAGGCUCCUGCUUCAGCCAUAGCUCUCUCUAAGCCCUUUCUCAGGCGGGCUAUUCAGUUCAUGCCCCUUUUCCCCUCUGAAUCUUCCUUGCGCAUUGCUGACCUUGGCUGUGCCACUGGGACCAACACAAUUUCCACUACUGACUUCGUGGUGGAGAAGUUGAAGAGAAAAUAUCAAACGAAUUCCCUCUCCUUUCCUGAAUUUGAAGCUUUUUUCUCUGAUCUUCCUUCUAAUGAUUUCAAUACUCUCUUCCGCUCUUUACCACCUCUUAAAGAAAGCGUUCGGAGGAAGAAUAGGGCCACCCUCAAGGGAAAGAAACGUUGCUAUUAUGCGGCUGGUGUUCCGGGCUCAUUCUACGACCGUCUCUUUCCCAGAGGAAAACUCCACAUAGUGACUAGUUUGAGUGCUUUACAUUGGAUGUCUCAGAUUCCUGAGUCUGUGGUCGACAAGAAUAGUCCGGCUUAUAACCGAGGCAGAGCGUGGAUUGACGGUGCGCCGAAAGAGGUGGUCGAAGCCUAUGCCAGGCAGUCAGAAGAAGACUUGAAGUCAUUCCUUCGUUGCAGAGCAGAGGAGAUGGCAUCUGGAGCUUUGCUGUUUCUUCUCUUGGCGGGCAGACCAGACAGCAAGCAGCCACAGAACCAACUGGGCGACCCAGUUACAAGAGCAAAACAUCCCUUCACAGAUUGCAUGGACAACGCCUGGAACGACCUUCUAAACGAGGGUUUGAUCGACGAGGAAACAAGAGACUCAUUCAAUAUCCCUGCUUACAUGCGAAGUAGGGAGGAAAUUCGACAAGCUUUUGAUGAAUGCAAAGCCUUCGAAGUCAAGUGUAUUGAAUUCCGAAGACUCAUGGAGCACUCCAAGAUAAAACAAGAGCAAUGCCUGAGAGACCCAUUUUCAUACGCCAAGACCAAAGCAAAUCUAGUACGGGCUACAAUGAGACCCAUCAUACUUGCUCAUCUCCGCUCAUCUUCUCUCACUGAUGCCUUGUUCAAUAGGUUUGAGAAGAGAGCAGCUCAAGAUGAAACUCUGCUCGACAAAAUCUGCUAUUACGGCAUCAUCAUUGUAUAUGCUAUUAGGAAAUAGUAAUGUAUUAAUUAUUUCAUGCAAUGGCCAAUUAAUAGAUAGACACUCGUCAUUAAUAAGAGAUUUCCUGUAUUAAGAGCCCCACAUUAAAAGAGCUUGGACUACUAAGUCCAUUUGUCCGUCAUUUUUUCCUGUUUUCGACGUUCAAGUGUUGAUUCAAUAGGUUUGAGAAGAGAGCGGCUCAAGAUGAAACUCUGUUCAACAAAAUCUGCUAUUACGGCAUCAUCAUUGUAUAUGCUAUUAGGAAAUAGUAAUGUAUUAAUUAUUUCAUGCAAUGGCCAAUUAAUGGAUAGCACUCCUCGUCAUUAAUAAGUGAUUUCUUGUAUUAAGAGCCCCACAUUAAAAGAGCUUGGACUACUAAGUCCAUUUGUCUGUCA